Molecule: messenger RNA, 996 nt
Organism: Calliphora vicina (urban bluebottle blowfly)
Lineage: Eukaryota; Metazoa; Arthropoda; Insecta; Diptera; Calliphoridae
Exons: 2
Coding region: 1-996 (331 amino acids)
Source: RefSeq, a predicted model, not a curated record
AUGCGCAGGAGCAUUUCAGCAGCUGAACGACUAGUGUUAACCCUACGUUUCCUAGCUACUGGCGAAAACUAUCGGUCACUGCAGUAUCUAUUUCGCAUUCCACCAUCAACGAUAUCGAUAAUUAUUCCCGAAGUUUUAGAUGCAAUUUACAAAGUGCUUGUGAAUAUGUAUCUGAAGACACCAAAAGAAGCAGAUGCUUGGGAAGCCAUUGCUGACAAGUUUAAUGAAUUGUGGCAAUUUCCUAACUGUAUAGGUGCAGUGGACGGAAAGCAUGUUGUAAUGGAUGCACCAGCCAAUUCUGGCAGUAUUUUUUAUAACUACAAGGGCACACAUAGCAUCAUAUUAAUGGGCAUUGCUGAUGCGGAGUAUAAAUUACUAUACGUUGACGUGGGUCGUAAUGGCCGAUUUUCUGAUGGGGGUGUGUUUAAUCGUUGCACAUUUGGUCAGGCGCUGGAUACUAACCAGCUUUGUUUACCACCUCUUAAGGCACUACCCGGUCGACAACAAACUAUUCCGUACGUACUUGUUGCUGACGAUGCAUUCGCUAUGCGAUAUAAUCUUUUAAAGCCGUAUAGCCAACGCGGUCUCACAAUGGUACAGCGUGUGUUCAAUUAUCGGCUAAGUCGUGCACGCCGUAUUAUUGAAAAUGUAUUUGGCAUCAUGUCUGCACGUUUCCGAGUACUGCGCAAGCCAAUAUGUCUGAAUCCGGAAAAAACAAUUAAAGUGACACUUGCGUGUUGUGUGCUCCAUAACUUUUUAAUAACAACAAAUAAAAAAAGGUAUGUGCCUUCCAAUGCAUUUGACCAUUACGAUGCCAACGGCACACUUAUCCCAGGUGAUUGGCGUACCGAGGAAGCAGAGGGCAAGUCAAUGUUUCGAUUGCAAAGACAACGUAAUGAUACUUUCAAUGCCAAAGAUAUUCAAAAAGAAUUUACUGAAUACUUCAUCGAAGAAGGUGAAUUGGAUUUUCAGUACUCCCAAAUAAUUCGACAAUGA